Molecule: messenger RNA, 7098 nt
Organism: Symbiodinium sp. CCMP2592
Lineage: Eukaryota; Dinophyceae; Suessiales; Symbiodiniaceae
Source: the annotation of a GenBank genome assembly
AUGAACCCCAAGCGGUGUGGAAACGCCUUAGUCGGCAUCGCGGCCCUCCAGGACUUUUGGGAGGAGGGCCCGGACGGGUGGCGGGGCUCCGAGCUCGAGCACCUGCCGGAGGCCGCGCUGCAAACCGCGUGCGACCUCUUUGCACAAGUGGAAGCUGGCCAAGACUGGCCGGCGCAGUUGGGCCACUGGAAGCAGGUCCACUUGCAGAAACCCAACAAGGAGUUGGGCGCCUUGGCCUCCUUGCGCCCCAUCUCCUUGAGCUCGGUUUGGUACCGAAUCUGGAGCGGGAUCCGUGUUCAGCUGCUUAGCCCUUGGCUUGCCCAGGUCUUGCCGGACGAGCAGCAUGGCAGUGUCCACCGCAAAGGGGUACACACCGCACUUAGCUACCCCCUGGCGCUGCUUGAGCUGGGUAAGGACCCGACGCGCGCGGGUCGUGAUGGGUCCUUUCGCUUCAUUGGCGCGGCCGAUCUAGCUAAAGCUUACGACUCGCUGGGGGCAGAGUUCUGCACUCGGGCUCUUGGCCGCAUGGGUGUGCCGGCUUCGCUGCUUCAGGCUUGUUGGCGGGUCCGGCGGGUCCAGGGGGAUGCGGCCUCGCCGAUGGCCCUGUGCGCCGUCAUCAGCGAAGCGCUCGCUGAAUACGCCGCCACGGGCGGUUUGGCCGCGCAGACUGCGCUGCAGGAGACGCUGGAACAGUCGGGCACCGUUGGCACGGUGGUGGAGCGCCCUAAGGUGCUUGGCACUCGGCUUCAGCUGACACGGGCCCACACGGGGCCCUAUCAUGAUGCUCCGACGCUGGAUGGAGCGUCAUGGGCUGGAAAGCCUUUCGAGCCGUGGGUCUGGGAACACACGGAUGCCCACAGCAUCCUUGAUGCACGGUUGCCUGCUCAUCGUGGGAAUGCUGCCUGGUUGGCAAGGGGAGGUCGCGUGGUGUGCUCACUGCCGGGGCAGGGUAAGGCUCAUGUGGCUCACGUGCUCCGUGAUGCUUGGCGCGCCCAGCAAUGGCGCGAGUUUCAAGACUCCGGUACCAAAGCAGCUCAGGCUGCGGGCCAUUUGCAAUGGCGGGACGUGGAACCGAGGGCGGUUCUCGUCUCCAAGGCGUGUGAGGCUGCCCCGCCUCCUCUUCGACCUCACAUGCGAGCCAUUGCCGUCGGCCACUGGGUUAGUCAGGCUCGGUUCCAGUUCACCCAGGGCCAGGCAGUGGACCCAUGCUGCUACUGCGGUGACGCGUCGCUGGCAGCGGACAAUUUCUUCUUCUUCGACGAGGUGCUCGAUGGCGACUACGACUCCGCCUCCUCGCCGGCUGUCGCGGGCAUUUCGCUGCCUGUUGCAGCCUAUGGUGGCAAUAAUUACACAGGGGCGGCGAAGAUCGCCUCAUGCGAUACGAGCCUGGCGGUUCGUCAGGUCACGGCCAUGUCCAUUGCGGGCGUUCCCGCACCGUUCAAUUCCAGGUCCUUCAUUGGCCACGCCGGCGCGAGUAGCAGCUGGGGGGCACAAGAGUUCCUGGCCUUCCUGAAUCGUGGGAUUCAGGUGAGUCUUGACAGGGGGUUGUGGUGCAUUUUGUUAGUCGCAUCACUGCCUCUAGCACUGCCAGAUAAUCCGAUUUUGCACUUGGGGUGUCUGGCGUUUUUGGGGAUGCUCGGCCUUUGGUGGGGUAAGUUGCUCACGCUCUGGGAUCGACAUGCCGCGGAUCGAUAUCGCAGAGCGCGUCGCCGGCAGAAGGCACGGGUCAAGCGCAUGCGGGACAGGACCAGCAGGGGCAGGUCCGGUCGCCCAGCGCACCAGCACAUGGCACGGUACAUUUUUGCCGCUCGUAUGUGCGGUCAGCGCCGAUGCCGUCAUGCCAGGGGCUGCCAUAUCCUGAAGAGUGGCUUCCGCAGGGAGUGCCGCGGCCUCUGUCUUAAGCGGACGGAGCCGGUCGAGUUGACGGCGCCGCCUUGUGUGUCACCGGAAGAGGCCUAUAACGCUUGGCUUGCUCAUGCUGCACCCCUGCUGGAGGGCGGUAAAGGUGGUGCUGCCAGAUCCAAGCGUAAGCGCCGCGAGGCGCAAGCCAUGGUGGCUGCAGUUUUGGAUGCUUUGAGCCGCAGUCGCAAACCGAAGCGGGGCCGAGGUGCCCCGAAGCCUCAGACGGUACCCGUCGACAAGGGACGGGAUAAUCAUAUGACCCGUCAGCUCAUGGGCCAUCUGAAGGAUCGGUUGAAUGCCGGGGAUUCCGAUGCUGCGGUUCUGAGCUGGCUCAGACAGGUGAUGCCGGCGGAGUCUCCACAGGAUGAUUGGGGGCAGGGUGCGGCGGCACCCAUGGAUCAUGAUUACAUGUCGCAUCACGCGACGCGGUAUGGGGGUGAGGUCGAACCAGGGACCUGGGCCCAGUGGGAUGACACCUGGUGGUACACGGUGGACCCGCAUUCGGGCAAUGCCCCGUCCGGUAACCUCGUGGUGGUCACAUCUAAGGACAUGCUUAGUCAGGUGCAAGACUUGUGGCACGCCUUCGAUGACCCGGUCAAGCGCGAGGCUAUCCCAGUCACUUCCAAGGUGGAUCAGGGCCGAUGGCAGUCGCAAAUCCGUGGCAAGCAAUCCCAAAUUGUCGGUUACUUACGCCUGAGGGAUGAAGUGGCCGAGAAACUCCUGCCGCUUAGUGGGGAAAAGGGGGUAUUCACUUGCCUCGCAGGGGAAAACAGUGCUGUGAACCCCUUUUGGAUCCGAUCCACCCCGGGUGAGAGCCGUGAGAGUUAUUACCUGAGGGUAAUGAGCCUCAAACGAGUCCGUAAUCAGCCCGUGCUGUAUCGUUCUGGGGGCGGACAUUGUCUGGGCUUCCCACGCAUGCCCCAGGAUAAGGACGCACAGUGGGCCAAACAGUACACCCUCACAGGUGUCCCCAAGUCUUGGGACUCCACUGACUUGAACGAUUUCUUUAAGGAGCAGGGCUGGAAGCAGAUAGAGCAGAUCUCUCGCAGACGCUCCACGUGGCAUUUCAAGGCGGUGGCCCCUGUGGCCGACCAGACGUCCUGGAUGUACGUCCCCGAAGAGGGCGAAAGCUGGAGCAUCGGGGUGACGAUGGCGGCGGGGACCCGCCCGUCUGCACAAGUCACGCCCCUCCGCCAACCGCGGAAGCAGCGCGAACCCCCGCGACAGGUGAGCGCCUCGGUGACGGCGGGCUCGGCGGACCGUCCCGACAUGGACACUGACUCGCCCGAAGCUGGGGAGUCGACGACACCCCAGGUGGGCAGAACGGACCGUAGCAGGAGCCCACCCGCUAGACCCCCCUCCCCGCCUAUUGAUCCGGCAGAGGCACAAAAGCAAGGUUGGCACAUGCGAGACCUUGGGGGCUGCGGCGACUGCUUCUUCCGCGCUGCUGCCGAGGCGCUGGCACAAUACGCCCAGCCAGACAAACCCCUGCGGGAGGCGGAGGCCAUAGCCCAGGGCGCCCUGCUGCGCACGGAAACGGUGGCUCACAUCCGGAAGCAUGCGAGUAAGUUUCAGGCCCUUUUCUCCACGCGGGAAGAGUUCGACCAUUGGCUGGAGAAAGCCCCGUUGCAGCAAACUUGGGCCGAGGGCAAGCUCAUCCAAGCGUGCGCGGAGCGCACGGGAGCCCCCGUAAUCAUCUGGGCAUGGUCCAACGAACGCUCGUCUUGGGAGCGAUUCACAAUUAGUGGCCGGUUCAGCGACGGCAUGGCCACUUGCGCAUCCAACCGGAAGCCGAUGGUCUUGAUCCUGCGGGACAAGCACUAUUGCGUGCUUAAGCCGCCCAAAGAGCAUAGUGUCCCACAGGGAUGGCUCCGGGAGACGGUCGGGGUCGUGAUCGACUUGUCGGGGGCAAGCCCUUCAGGGGUGGACCUCCUAGGCCUGGGGGAGGCUACACCUAGCGUGCACACACUUGCUGAUGACACGCCUCGAGCCCCACCUAGCGUUGUUAGCCGGGACUUGACUAAGCCAAUUGACAUGUCCACUCAGGGUAAUCCACCGCGUCAAUCUCAGGUAUCCCUCGAGGCCGACCGUACUCACGAGGCUGAGGGAGUGCCAAGCCGUAAGCGUAGGCUCGUCGUCAAACAGCCGCCUCAGAACUCGGCCUUCACUGAAGCUGCUCUCCAGGCACACACGGCGGCUGCGGCGGCCGCCAUGCCACCCCCAGCGGUGCCUGGAGGCCGACAGGGCGUGAAGCUCCUCAAGGGUAAGGCCCGGAAGCAUGAACUGUACCUUAAGAGGACCAUUGCAGACUGGUCCCCGUGGCCCUGUCCGAUCUGUCACACGGAGGUUCUAAUCAAGGGACAGAACGAUGGCCAGCAUUACCGGGCUAAGCAUCUGAUGAGCGCCCACGGGGUAAAGCUUAAGGACAUGCCCAUGCCUGGGCGACAGGCUAGCACCCAUAGGGCCCAGCUCCGAGUGACUCAGCUUCCGCAUGAGCAUUCCCUGCUGCACGUGAAGCAGAACGGACUGAACGAGUGCCCAGGGCUCAACGGUUGCACUUGGGUUUGUAGGAAAUGCCUUUGCCGGGGUACUAGUGGGAAGGUGGGGGGUUAUCAGUGUCAGCUCUACAAGGAAACCAAGCGAGCACACUGGUGGAACGCUCUCUCUAGAAAGCAUCGUCAACUGCUCACCUCCAAAGUGGGCUGGACGGACUCGCAAACGAAAGCAUUUGCAAAAUGGGCCCGUGAGACUGCGGCCAAGUCCAAACCGCGGGUCAGGGCACUCUCGGCCAAGGACAUCCAGUACCACAAGGGCUUGAAACGGGCGAGGGCAGCUUGGCGUAGGGCCAACAACCUGGCUAUCAAUCCUAGGAGGGGUGGCCAUCAACGCAUCUACAAUAUCGGAGGUUGGAUCCGGGACCUCACCACUGAGGGCGUGGAGCCCAAUCCGGGUCCGCCACGCGAAGUCCAGUCGUCACGACGCCCGGAUCGUCAGGAGGUGGCUACAGCCCUUAGGGACUGGCAGUUCUACCAUCAGGCCUCGUCGUACUGCGGGCCGUCAGGUGAAUGGAUACGCAUCGCCACUGAGCGCCUGCACCUGGUGUCGGCGUAUCGGCCCGCGAAAUUCACGCAGCUCAGGGCCGGACCGGACUACCGUAAGCCCCCAGGGGUCGAGCAGGAAGUCUGGUUCACUGCCACCACCGUCCGCAAGCGGACAAUUGAGCGAGCCUUCCAGAUUAGUCAGUCUUGGAUUUCGGAUGCCAUUCGUAGUGCUGAAGAGGACAUCAGUAAGCGACGCAUCUCGGCAUGGAAGCAUAAGCUUCGCCAUGAACCUCAAGCGGUGUGGAAACGCCUUAGUCGGCAUCGCGGUAGUCCGCCACUCACCUCUCUCAAAUGCCCCCGCACGGGAGUGCCAGUCACCGGCGAAGGAGUCACUAAGGCCCUCCAGGACUUUUGGGAGGAGGUUUGGCCCACCCGGCCUACUCCCCAGCAGCAUGCAUUGCUUGAGCAGUUAGCGGCGGAGGAUACGGCAUGGCCCAACAUUCCUCCUCCCCCUGUCCCUCCGCUCUCUCCUGCGGAUGUCCGUCGUGCCGCCGCUCGGCAGCGCCACAAAGCCCCGGGCCCGGACGGGUGGCGGGGCUCCGAGCUCGAGCACCUGCCGGAGGCCGCGCUGCAAACCGCGUGCGACCUCUUUGCACAAGUGGAAGCUGGCCAAGACUGGCCGGCGCAGUUGGGCCACUGGAAGCAGGUCCACUUGCAGAAACCCAACAAGGAGUUGGGCGCCUUGGCCUCCUUGCGCCCCAUCUCCUUGAGCUCGGUUUGGUACCGAAUCUGGAGCGGGAUCCGUGUUCAGCUGCUUAGCCCUUGGCUUGCCCAGGUCUUGCCGGACGAGCAGCAUGGCAGUGUCCGCCGCAAAGGGGUACACACCGCACUUAGCUACCCCCUGGCGCUGCUUGAGCUGGGUAAGGACCCGAUGCGCGCGGGUCAUGAUGGGUCCUUUCGCUUCAUUGGCGCGGCCGAUCUAGCUAAAGCUUACGACUCGUUGGGGGCAGAGUUCUGCACUCGGGCUCUUGGCCGCAUGGGUGUGCCGGCUUCGCUGCUUCAGGCUUGGGACAGGGCUUGGCGGGUCCAGGCGCGGUGGCUUUGUGCAGCGGGCUCGGUGAGCCAGGUGGCGUGUAGUCAAGUGUGGUGGCUGCCGCAGGGGGAUGCGGCCUCGCCGAUGGCCCUGUGCGCCGUCAUCAGCGAAGCGCUCGUGCGGGUUAAACGGUCUUGGAUCACUUCCAACGCGGAAUUGUGUGCGUCCAUCGGCCGCCGGUGGAAACACGAGAUGGGUCAUGUCGGCAUGGCGGAGUGCCGCAGCAAGGCUGAAUACGCCGCCACGGGCGGUUUGGCCGCGCAGACUGCGCUGCAGGAAACGCUGGAACAGUCGGGCACCAUUGGCACGGUGGUGGAGCGCCCUAAGGUGCUUGGCACUCGGCUUCAGCUGACACGGGCCCACACGGGGCCCAGUGAGGAUGAGACCAAGCGGCUCAACACAGCUCAGUACCUCAUCCUUGAGGCCGCCGCCCUUCCGGUCACGCGCCACCAAGCCUUGUUUUUCGCUAAAAGCACGGGCAUGGCCGUGGCCACGUCGUGUGGAUGGUCACAACUUCCCAAUCUGCAGGAGCUUCAAAAGCUGCAGCGCGCCAUUGAUGCGUGUCACGGGGAUGCACAUAGUCUGGGGGCGGCUGGCCCGCUGCACAGAUUGCUGGCGGGGCACACGGCCUCUCCACGGUUCCAGGUCGGGGCGCAUCAGACACUGCACCUGCUUAUGCACUUGGAUGGAGGCCUCCGUGACUGCUGGCAGAGCAUGCGCCAGAACCAAGGCCCUAUCAUGAUGCUCCGACGCUGGAUGGAGCGUCAGGGCUGGAAAGCCCUCGAGCCGUGGGUCUGGGAACACACGGAUGCCCACAGCAUCCUUGAUGCACGGUUGCCUGCUCACCGUGGGAAUGCUGCCUGGUUGGCAAGGGGAGGUCGCGUGGUGUGCUCACUGCCGGGGCAGGGUAAGGCUCAUGUGGCUCACAUGCUCCGUGAUGCUUGGCGCGCCCAGCAAUGGCGCGAGUUUUCAAGACUCCGGUACCAAAGCAGCUCAGGCUGCGGGCCAUUUGCGAUGGCGGGACGUGGAACCGAGGGCGGUUCUCGUCUCCAAGGCGUGUGA